CUCUCCUUUAUCGAUACGUUCGGACUCUACCGUAACGUAUACCGUACUUUAAUAGGGAUGUACUAUAUUCCGGCUGCGAUAAAUACCCGUAAGCGUACCCGGCGUACAAACUGCUUUGUACUUACUCUUAGCCUAUAUAGAUCUAACUUCCCUAAUAUCGUUAAGGCUCUCGGCCUCCUUAUAGCACUCGACCGCGGUAUAGAAGUC
Sphaerulina musiva SO2202 is the source of this 207-nucleotide messenger RNA. RefSeq lists its product as uncharacterized. NCBI's taxonomy places the organism in Eukaryota, Fungi, Ascomycota, Dothideomycetes, Mycosphaerellales, Mycosphaerellaceae. The transcript has a single exon. The annotation marks the transcript as partial. The record is from RefSeq and is a predicted model, not a curated record.